UCUUCCUCCCCCCCUCCCGCCUCCCCACGGCAGGCAGCGGCGGCCGCAGGUGACUCCGAGGCCGGCUUCUCUUCCUUCUCGGUAUUUGAUUAUCAUGUAUUACACUGAACAGUAAAGAACUGGAUAUCAGAAAGUAUUUGUUCUUGAAACGAUGGCAGCAAAAUCAUCACUCCUUAAAGUAAUCCUUCUAGGAGACGGAGGAGUUGGGAAGAGUUCAAUCAUGAACAGAUAUGUCACUAACAAGUUUGAUACCCAGCUGUUCCAUACAAUAGGUGUAGAGUUCUUAAAUAAAGACCUGGAAGUGGAUGGACACUUUGUCACAAUGCAGAUAUGGGACACUGCAGGUCAAGAACGUUUUAGGAGCUUGCGGACUCCUUUCUACAGAGGCUCUGACUGCUGUCUUCUCACUUUCAGCGUAGAUGACUCUCAAAGCUUCCAAAACCUGGGCAACUGGAAAAAGGAAUUUAUUUACUAUGCAGAUGUGAAAGAGCCUGAAACGUUUCCUUUCGUGAUAUUGGGCAACAAAGUUGAUAUAAGUGAGAGGCAAGUGUCUGCAGAAGAAGCUGAACUUUGGUGCAGGAACAACGGCAAUCAUCCUUACUUUGAAACCAGUGCGAAAGAUGCCACUAAUGUUGCAGCAGCUUUUGAGGAAGCUGUUCGAAGAGUUCUUGCCACUGACGAUAGGUCGGAUCACUUGAUUCAAACUGAUACAGUAAACCUUCACCGGAAGCCCAAGCCUAGUUCAUCAUGCUGUUGACUAGUUUUAUUUCUUGACCAUAUAGCAUUCUAACUUAACUUGGAGUAAUAAUAGAGCAAAUAUGAUUCAGUGGGUGCCACUCUAAUAUAUUAAAUUGUAAUAUUCUACUGCUUUAUGUGUUGGGCAGAAGAGAGCUUCUCUUCAAUAAGUGGUCUGUUGCUAAAUUAGUGGUGUCUGACAUCUGGGAAGGUACCAACUCAACAGUUCAUUUAAUUUAAAUGUGUCAUUUGAAAAUUAAUAAAUUAUCUACUAAAACUUGAAAGUUCUAGAAGCACUACUUGGGGGACUUGUUCUGGAAUUCAGAUGCAGAAUAGAAUUUUUAUACGUACAUAUAUAUAUAUUUUUAUGAGAUCACCAGUCUAUGUUUUGCUUCACUAAAACCCUUUUUCAUAAAGCAAUAAUAGUAGAGUCUUGGUCCAGUUCUUAAUCUUUAAUGUGAUUUUUUUUAAAAAAAGAUCUAAGCUAAUUUAAGAUGCUUAAGGGCUUUUGCUAUUUGCCUAGUGUCACUAAACUGCUUGUAGGUUUUAAGUUAGAAAAUAAAUCUGCAUACAUGGAA
Elgaria multicarinata webbii is the source of this 1313-nucleotide messenger RNA. RefSeq names its product RAB9A, member RAS oncogene family (gene RAB9A). Gene Ontology annotation, molecular function: GTPase activity; GTP binding. Lineage: Eukaryota; Metazoa; Chordata; Lepidosauria; Squamata; Anguidae. The record is from RefSeq and is a predicted model, not a curated record. Gene Ontology annotation, cellular component: late endosome; lysosome; phagocytic vesicle. Gene Ontology annotation, biological process: retrograde transport, endosome to Golgi; Rab protein signal transduction. The transcript is spliced from 3 exons. Bases 152 to 757 code for a protein of 201 amino acids.